GAUCUAUGUGAACGAGCGCCAUAGCUCCGCCCCGUAUUAACCAAGGACGCUCUCUUUUCAUUGGCUGUUUGUAUCUCAUGAUGGUUAGCUAGUUUUGAGCUAGCAAUGCUAUUCGUGGAUCAAACCCGCUACUUUCGUGAGCACUAGGAUUAAAACUCAAAAUAGGAUUGGCUAAAUUGCUAACAGUUGACUGCUGUAAUCCUCACAGCAAGUGUUGAUGUGAAACACGGAAGUAUUCAAGUACAAAUGUGAUGUUUGUUUUAUUACCUUUAACGGUAGCUAGCAACAAUGGAUGCUAAUUUCUUCAAUUUGGCCAUCGCUUGCUAACUAGAAAAUAUUUGCUAGCAAGAGUGGCAAGCAACGUGGAGUAAAAAGCAAUGUUGACAAAUGAACUUGCCAACGCUAGGUGUCAAGAAGAGGAAGCAUAGACUUACUAGCCAGCUAAAUGGGGUUCUCUUACUGGGCCUUUACCUCGGAUACUGAUUUCACAGCAAUGUGAGCCAUUUUGGGAAAGACCCCUGAAUGCUGCGUCCUGUUUGAUAUGGCUCAGAUUUUAUGCACCUACCAGGUGACCCAGAAUGGGACCGCUCUGGAAAUAGAGGGGCAGGGAGGUUGGGACAAGGCAGGAGAUAAAACAGAGACAUCCCCUGUGAAUGAGAACCCAGAACCCUUUUCUUCUGAAGAGGAACAGAAGAGACUAAAUGCUUUGUCAGAUGAUGACUUUCUUUCAAAGGACAAGCUUGAUGCUUCUUGGUCCCAGAGUUGCCCCUUCACCAAGUCUCUGCAGAAGGCGGAGGCCCUGCUGAGGACUCGCUUCAACCCCAGCCUGAGGUGGCUACUGAGGCAGAAAAGUGAUGAUAUGUGGGAAUUUGAGAACCGGGAUACCUUUGUAGCGUGCCAGAACCUCACCUCUCAGUCGUCUAGCAGGCUGCAGCGGCUAGACCAGGGCAUGCUGGGUCUCAGUCCACAGUGCCAAGUGUUGCGGGGGCCACGGACAGGCCAGCUGCAGAGUUGCGUCAGGGGCCUCGCUACAGAGGGCAGUUUCUACCACCACCCUCCAGCCGCUACCCUCAGCCAGCACUAUGGGCAGCUGCAGUACCUACUGGAACAGCGGGCUCAGCUCCUUUUCCUCCAUGAGUAUGCCCGGCGCACCAGAGUCACCACUGUGUACGUUGACAAACUGACUAGCCUGCUGGAGCGGGAGCUAGGUUUGUUGAUGGACAGGAGUCGAAUCCUGGAGCGACCAAACUCUGCCUGGAGCUUUGGGAUGGGAGGCCUGUGCCAGGAACUACGUAUCCACAUGAGCCAUUGGGAUGCUCUAUGUGCCAAAGCCCAGUCUGACGUCUGGCUGAGAACUGUUCUGUUCCAGAGGACAGAGACCCUUGCUGUCAUGCGGCGGACGCUGAGAGUGCUGGGACUGCAGGCCCUGGUUCUGAUGGAACGUUGUAUCUAUACAGCCCUCUCCGCUCUGGCCUCAGCUCAGCUGGCCAGGGUGCCUAGAGAUGCCUUAGAAGACCUGCUGGCUGGGGCAGAGGUCUUUAACCAGGUACUGGAGGAGCAGAGAUUCCAGCAUAGAGGCUCGCGGUGGAGAACUCAGACCCUGCAGCUGGCUGACUGGCCUGGGCUGUCUAGUAGGCAGCCCACCCGGAGGGGUAGCCUUCCUGCACCGUUCCCAGUGGUUGAACUGAUGAGGAUACUGGCAGAGCACAGGGGGCAGAUCGCAGCAGAGCAGCUGUACCAAUGGGCUUCCCAACAGAGCUUCCUCCACUCCCAGGCCCUGCACACUGGAGCCCCAGCCCCUACGUGGGAGAAAUUAGAACUGUUAUUCCCGCUGCUUUUCCCUCUACACCCCUCAGAGCCCAGUCCUGAUGGGCUCACACUGGAGAACCUCCAUGGGCCCUCUUCAGAUGAAUCCAGGUUGGGAAAACCCUGUUCUUGGUCCUCUGAUCUCCCCUUUAUAGCCUUCAUCCGUCAGGACCGAAAGUCUCUAGAGAUUCUCUUCCAGGCCCUGGUGUCCUCCACAGACCUGAUGGCUCCACACAUCCCCAACAGACCCAGGCCGGAGUGUACCAACACCCCAGAACAUUCUCCCAGGUGCUUUGAGGGAGAGUCUUCACCCAAAGAUGAGGCCAGGCAGGAGAUAAAGAGACCCAAGUCAGUCCAGUCUGGGGCCUGUGUGGAGCUCUUUGGUCAUUACAGGACAAUGCUGUGGAGGGGGUUUGGCAAAGCCGUCAUUCAGCGCUUCCACCAGCCACCAAAGAGAGACCCUUUGGGCAGUGUUAACCAGUGGAACGACCAGAUGGUUUUCCAGCUUGUGAUGUGGCUCAACCAUGGCUGUAGAGGAGAGCUCGUCCCUGAAGAGUGUAGAGGAGUGGUUGAUGACUUCAUCUUACAGCUCCUGUCCAACACUGCUUUUAGGCACUGGGAUGAGGUGAUGUGUGCGUCACUGGGCUCAGGACUGAAAGAUAAAUGUCUUCCAGGAGUUGAGCGUGAGAACUGCAUGGUGAUGACAUGUACCAUGGAGAGACUCCUGCAGCUGUCCCCUCCACUCCUCACAGUGCUGCAGUGUCUUCAAACUUCAGCCCACCUGGUCCAAGGUGACAGUAAUGCUCGGACUAUGAGGUCCCUUCACAUAGGAUCGCUGAGCAGAGUGGUGGCAUCUGUCCGAUCCUCUACCUUCUGGGUCAUGAGAAAGGCCUACCAGUUCCUUUCCUCCUGGUCCCUCAACAAGUUCCUGCUUGUCACCCUAGGAGACCUCAAGGUUCUGAGAGCAUCAGUGGCGAGGCUACUGCAGCAUGUGGAGGCCCUGAGUGUGAAUGAAAAUCAUCUCCUCAAGCUGCUGGCUGCACAGCUUACUCAGAGUGUCACAGAUCUACAGGUAUUCUCUGAACUGGUGCUCAGAAUCUUCUCCAAGGACUGUAAGAGGAUGUCUGAGGAGAUCUUUUUGCAGACCAUGCCCUCAGCAAAGCACUGGAGAGUGAACUAUAAAACAGAGUUCCCCAGCAGCCCUAGUGAUUACGCUACUACUGCAGCUCAGAGUGUAAUAGGACAGGUACUGGAGGGGGUGCAGCCCCUGCCUGAGGAGGCUCGGAUCCCCGCCCUGACAGAGGCCAUGACAGCCUUCAUGGAGGCCUGGAUGGAGCACAUCCUCAAGCAGAAGAUCAAGUUCAGUAUCCAGGGGGCUCUACAGCUGAAGCAAGACUUUGACUUGAUCCGGAACCUGAUACGCUCUGAAGAAUACAGCCUGUCAGAGGAGAUCCACCAGAGGCUGCUCUCCCUCCGGGUCUUCCACCAGGUGGACAACGCCAUCGUGUGCCUGCUGCAGCAGCCCAUGGCCAAGCCCUACAUGCCUUCGCGGGGCUGGGAGCCCUUCAGACGCUGCUGUCCAAGUAGUGCCAAUAUGGUGGACCAAUCGUCUAGCAGUCUGAAUAAUUUUGAGAGCAUGGACCUCCAGUCUGCAUGUCAACAGGCCCUGGCCCAGGCAGAGGGCUCUAUGAGCCCUGAGCUGCUGGCCUCCACCCCGCAGGAGUCCUACCUGGCCGUGGCACAGCAAGAGUGGCUGGACCUGCGCAUACACAAUGGAAACCGCUGGAAGCUCCCUGGGCUGCAGUGCCUGACAAGGUCAGAGCCCUAACCCUCAGAUGAACGUGGUACCUUCAGGGGUUUGGAAAUUGCUCCCAAGGAUGAACCAGACUUGUGGAGGUCUACAAUUUUUUUCUGAGAUCUUGGCUGAUUUCUUUUGAUUUUCCUAUGAUGUCAAGAAAAGAGGCACUGAGUUUGAAGGUAAGCCUUGAAAUACAUCCACAGGUACACCUCCAAAUGACUCAAAUUAUGUCAAUUAGCCUAUCAGAAGCUUCUAAAGCCAUGACAUAUUUUUAUGGAAUUUUUCAAGCUGUUUAAAUGCACAGUCAGCUUAGUGUAUGUACAUUUCUGACCCACUGGAAUUGUGAUACAGUGAAUUAUAAGUGAAAUAAUCUGUCUGUAAACAAUUGUUGGAAAAAUGACUUGUCAUGCACAAAAUAGAUGUCCUAACCGACUUGCCAAAACUGUAGUUUGUUAACAAGACAUUUGUGGAGUGGUUGAAAAAUGAGUUUUAAUGACUCCAUCCUAAGUGUAUGUAAACUUCCAAAUUCAACUGUAUAUCUAAAUGUGUUUAUUGGGUUUCCACAUUUGAAAACAAGGAUGGUCCAUCUUGGGCCAUUAUGGAGCUACAGUCAAGCCUUCCAACUUCUCCUGUCUCGCUCCUGUGCUCCCCACUGCCCAUGAACCUUGGCACCCAUGUUUUGAAUUCCAUUGUCAAGAACUCCCUUAAAAUCUGGUCCCAAUUCCGGAAUCACUUUAGCCUUAAACAAGCAAGUGGCUUCUUUCCAUUGACAUCUAAUCAUCUCUUCCUAGCGUCACAGAUUGACACGGCAUUCCAGUUCUGGCAUAGGAACGGCCUGGUGUUUUCUUGUGACCUAUUUGUUGACAACACAUUCGUCUCAUUCGAUACUCUGAGGGUUGACCAUAAUAUUCCCAAUAAACACUUUUUUAGAUAUCUGCAAACUCACAGCUUUGCUAAAAAACAUUUCCCUUAAUUUCCACUCGAGCCCACUAAGUGUCUAGUCGUGAGGUGCUUAGAUCUUAAAGAUCUUAACCCGUAUCUGAAGGGCACAAUCUCCAGAUUAUACAACAUAAUAAAGAACAUUAAUCCACCUUCCUUGGCAAAUGCUAAAUCUGUGUGGGAGCAAGACAUGGGUGUUCACUACCAUUUUUUAGGUCCUUCCCCUAGACCAGAUUGCUACCACACAUCAGGCAAAUGUGAGAGCAGAAAUAGGCCUAUGAUCGUUCUCAUUCAUACGCAACCUACUGUAGCAUACUGCAGCCUACUGUAGCCUACUGAAACCUACUGAAGCCUACUGUAACCUACUGUAAGCUACUGUAGCCUACAGUAGCCUACUGUAACCUACUGUAGCCUACUGUGAUCUACUGUAACCUACUGAAGCCUACUGUAAACUACUGUAAUCUACUGCAGGGUACUGUAGCCUACUAUAGCCUACUGUAACCCACUGUAAUCUACUAUAGCCUACUAUAGCCUUCUGUAAUCUACUGUAGCCUACUGUAGUCUACUUGCAUGACCCGAAGAGCUAAAAUCACUUGUAGCAAAGUCACUUAUGUCCCUAAUCCAUGAUACACCAAUAAGAAUUCCCAUUUGAAAGUUCCCUGAUUAUAAAUGAAUAUUUAAUGUCAUAAUUAUCAUUUUUAAAUGUUUACGAUUCACAUAUGCUAGAGAUCUAUAGACAAGUGUGAUGUGUUCCCUGACCUCUAUUAUCAAAGCAAAUUACUUUAUCAAAAUUCCUCCCCUUUUUAAAAAGAUUUCUCCUAUUACAGCUGUGGUUAUUAAUACACCUGCAAAUAAAAUAUCCUAUAGCUUCCAGUCCAAAUGUCAUAUACAUCUAAAACUCCAUGGAUAGAUUUCCCCACUGUAUAUUUGGCCAAGUACUGUCUGUUAAUCCUGUUGACCAAAUAUAGGUCACCUGUGUCUGUGUCGAAGAUGUUGUUGAGUUCAAUUUAAUAUCUACUUUGACCUCUUUCAGGUAACCUCAAGAUGCUUGACUCACUACAGCUGCUUUUAAAGAAGUUCCCAGUUGUUUGUGUUCUGCAUUCCAAAUGUACUGCACUUUUGAAUGUCUCUUUGGACAUAUCUAAUAGUGUCUAAUAAUAAAGACAGCAAUGUAAAGCA
Oncorhynchus keta (chum salmon) is the source of this 5722-nucleotide messenger RNA. It is a transcript of the gene ccdc142, whose product is annotated as coiled-coil domain containing 142. The coding region runs from base 542 to 3634 and encodes 1030 amino acids. NCBI's taxonomy places the organism in Eukaryota, Metazoa, Chordata, Actinopteri, Salmoniformes, Salmonidae. The transcript is spliced from 14 exons. The record is from RefSeq and is a predicted model, not a curated record.